Gavialis gangeticus (Gharial) is the source of this 3261-nucleotide messenger RNA. It is a transcript of the gene RHAG, whose product is annotated as Rh-associated glycoprotein. Gene Ontology annotation, molecular function: ammonium channel activity. The coding region runs from base 79 to 1389 and encodes 436 amino acids. NCBI's taxonomy places the organism in Eukaryota, Metazoa, Chordata, Crocodylia, Gavialidae. Gene Ontology annotation, cellular component: plasma membrane. The transcript is spliced from 10 exons. Gene Ontology annotation, biological process: ammonium transmembrane transport; ammonium homeostasis. The record is from RefSeq and is a predicted model, not a curated record.
UGAAUGAUGCUGUCCCAUUGAAGGCAAACAGCAAACCACUCUCUUUAUCAAGCCCUUCCAGCUUUCAGCUCCUUCCCCAUGCCUUCGUCUGGCUUUUCCACCAAUAUGAGAUUCAAAUUUUCUCUCCUGGCAAUUGUUCUGGAGGCGAUCCUCAUUGCUUUAUUUGGGAUAUUUGUAAGAUACAAAGAAUUCACCAUACAUCAAUCCCAAAAAGAACAAACACUACACAUUGAACUAUACCCAUUCUUUCAGGAUGUUCAUGUGAUGAUAUUUGUUGGAUUUGGUUUCCUGAUGACCUUCCUGAAGAAAUAUGGAUUCACCAGUGUUGGAAUCAACAUGCUCAUUGCUGCUCUUGGUAUCCAGUGGGGCACCCUCAUGCAAGGGUUUUGUCAUAUGAAAGCAAGGAAAAUUCAGAUUACUGUUAAAAGCAUGAUCAAUGCAGACUUCAGCACGGCAACUGUCUUGAUUUCAUUUGGAGCUCUCCUGGGGAAAACAAGCCCAGUCCAAAUGAUGAUCCUGACGAUUAUGGAGAUCACAUUCUUUUCAUGCAAUGAGUACCUCGUUGUGGAUGUCCUCAAAGCCACAGAUAUUGGAGCAUCAAUGACUAUUCAUGCUUUUGGAGCUUACUUUGGUCUGGCUGCAGCCCGAGUCUUGUAUCGCCCUGGUUUGAAAAAAGGUCAUGAAAAUGAAGAGUCUUCCUAUCACUCAGACAUGUUUGCUAUGAUCGGCACUCUUUUCCUCUGGCUGUUCUGGCCCAGUUUCAACUCUGCCAUUGCAGUACCUGGGGACCCUCAAUACAGAGCAAUAGUCAAUACUUACUUCUCUCUAGCUGCAUGUACGGUCGCAGCAUUUGCCUUCUCCAGCUUCACUGACCAUAGAGGCAAGUUUGCUAUGGUUCACAUUCAAAAUGCCACCCUAGCAGGCGGAGUAGCAGUGGGGUCCUGUGCUGACUUGGGCAUCCAGUCUUUUGGCGCUAUGUUAAUUGGUUUUGUUGCUGCAAUCAUCUCUGGCAUCGGAUUCAAGUUCCUGACUCCAUUUCUUGCUUCUUAUCUGAAAAUUCAAGACACUUGUGGAGUCCAUAAUUUACAUGGUUUGCCUGGAUUAGUGGGCGGGAUUGCAAGCAUCAUUGCAGCUGCGUUACAAGUAGAACAUCCGCCAUCUCAUCCUAUUUCUGUUGGUAUGCAGGCUGCUGCCUUGGGUUGUACGCUAGGAAUUGCACUAAUAGGAGGAGCGUUUGCAGGUUUAAUUCUCAGCUUGCCUUUCUUGGGUCAAGCCCCGGAUCAGAACUGCUACAACGACUCAGUUUACUGGGAGGUCCCAGAAGAAAGCAAACAACUUGUUGAAAUGUCCAGUGAACAAGACACUCAGAGAUUUAAUGUCAACAUGUAGAUGGAUUUCUCCAUUAUUAACUUCAGUCCUAAUAGUGUCAUUUUCAGACAUUAGUGGUUUUCAAUAAGUAAAGGAAUGUAGAGAGCUAUAGUUUUGUAAGAUGAAAUAAGCUUUAAUAAGGAUAUAUUGUCCCUACCAAAUUUGAUAUACACAAUGCAUAUUUCAAGCUCUGUUGAAUGUAAAAGCCUUUCAAAUGCCUAUGCUUACCUCAAAUUGAAAGCAGCUAACUGGAUUGCAAUAUGUCCUGUAUUUCAGCAGUCCAUCAUAACUCAAGUUCUUUAAAUUGAUUUCACAUCUAUGUGUUUCUACCAUGCUUAUCGCCAAGGUUUCAUGUUUAGCAGCAAGUAUUCAGAAUCUGGAACAAAAUGUUACUUUAGCAAGACAUGGAAAAAUUAGACCAGGAAGAAUUUCAUACCCUCUAAGCUAGUAUAGGUAAACUGAGAGAGGAUAAAGAAAAGAUCUAUAGGUUUUUAUUUUGGUUUCCAAAAUGAUUUUUUACUAAAGACCGCCACACGAAACUAUUAUGAAACCAUGCCUACCUAAUGAGUCAUAAACCCUGUUGUGGAUUAAAAACUGGUCAAGUAAUAGGAAAUAAGGUGUUAGGAAUUCACAACUAGUUUUAAGUGCAAAAAAAUGGCUUUCAGUGAGGUAUCUAACACAGACAUAUGACAACUCCGUCUUCAUUAUAUUUUUAAUUAUCUCAGUGAGUAAGUGAAUGGGAGGUGGGACAAAAUGUAUUAUUAACACGAUAAUUUAGGUUAGUCAAAACCAGGUGAAGCAAUUCAGAAGCACCUUCUAAACCCUAUGUAACUGGGCAACAUUGUCUGAUGAAAUCCAGCACUGGCAAGCAGAAGAUGAUACUUAUUGAGAGGCAAGCCUAAAGACUGACUUGUGUUCAUUGACUGGUUCUGAGCUCAACACACACGCAAGAACAAGGUCUGGAUUGUUAAGAGAGUCAUUGAAGAAGCAUGCGUGUCAGAGCAGAAAAACAUGUAAAAUGCCUGUGUCACAUCUUGAAGUCUGAAAGUGCUGCAUCUGGCAAAACUACCCAGCUACAAACAGGACAAAGGGCCAAGAAGACCAACAAAAAAUAAUGAGGAUCCAUGAAAUGCAUUAAGAGGAGAACUUAAGGGGAAGGACAAAAUAAAAAGCAAUUUUGAGCAAGCAUAAAACAGUACCACAGAGAAGCUCAGUCCUGUUUAUUAUGUGUCAUAGUCAAAUUAAUAAGAGGCUUCCUGAUUAAAAUGAAAGGGAGCUAAUGUUAAAAUGUGAGCAAAUGUGUAGGACUAAUGAAUAGAGCUCAUUUCUUCAAGCUACAACUUAUGCCAAACAGAAGCACCAAUUAGAUUUUAAAAAGUGUUGUGAGCAGUAUAAAGCAGAUGAGCUUGCAAUGGCCUUAUAAGGACUGUUUUACUUUAGGGCUGAUAACUGGGAGUUAGUGAGGAAGUCCUUCCAUAAAGCUGAAUUUCAUUUAAAAAGUACUUACAUGUUCUUCUGAAUCUUCCAAUGCAUAGCACCUUAAGAUAGGAUACUGGGUUAAACUGACCAGUAAGGUAAAACCACUGUAUAGUGUUUUAUAUAUAAGCUUUUAUCGAUGAAUGAAAUACCUAAUUGUUUAAAUACAUUUUAAUACUAUUUUUAGAAAUGUUCAUUUUUGCAGAUAAGCAGGGCCACACUGUGUUUUUCUUUUUUGUCUGAAUGCAGUCUUGUAUCCAAAUACUCUAGGGAAUAUAUUGUCUUUAAAUGGGAAAGGCAAUAGGAACAGGUCGAUAUAAACGUUGAAUGUUUAAAGAUUUUAUAAAUACUUUGUGUCUAUGUUAGAAGAGCAAAGCUGCCCAUGGAUGGGCUGAUUGUAUAUAUUUUAUACCCAAC